Molecule: messenger RNA, 730 nt
Organism: Pseudophryne corroboree (corroboree frog)
Lineage: Eukaryota; Metazoa; Chordata; Amphibia; Anura; Myobatrachidae
Gene: TRIAP1
Product: TP53 regulated inhibitor of apoptosis 1
Exons: 2
Coding region: 1-237 (78 amino acids)
Biological process (GO): phospholipid translocation
Cellular component (GO): mitochondrial intermembrane space; cytosol; nucleus
Molecular function (GO): phosphatidic acid transfer activity
Source: RefSeq, a predicted model, not a curated record
AUGAACAGCGUGGGAGAGGAAUGCACGGACAUGAAGCGCGAGUAUGACCAGUGCUUCAACCGCUGGUUCGCGGAGAAGUUUCUGAAGGGGGAAGGCAGCGGGGACCCGUGCACCGAUCUGUUCCGGCGGUACCGGCGCUGCGUGCAGAAAGCCAUCAAGGACAAGGACAUCCCGGUGGACGGAAUAGAGUUCAUGGGACCCAGCAAAGACAAACCGGAAUCCAAGGACGACUCCUGACCGGGCACCGGCCCCGGACUCCUGUUUCUUCCGCUCGUUGCUUUACAUACAUUAAAGCUUCAGUACAAUGAACAUCAGCUUUGAGUUGGUGAUCCGGGAUAGAUAGCCUGCUGCUUAGAUGGGAUAUAGGGGAUAAAAAGGAGUUAAAAGUGGAGUUGAUUGAAUGUUGAUGGGAACUAUUGACAUUAAUUAUUGUUCACCCAAUUAUAUUACUCCAUCAUAAAUGUAGAUGGUUAAUGCGGUUUAGCGCUUCAAUACAUCUACAUCACGGAAAAGGGUUCAUAAGGAGGAAACUUUAAAAGUUCUUCAUGUUCAAGAGUAAAGUUACACAAUAUAAGAUGCUAAUAUUUUUUACAAACCUGAACUUUGCUUAAUUCUUUAUUUAAAAAUGUAAUUUCAUGUAUAUUUUUCAUUCUAACACUUGUUUAGGAAUUAAGGUUAAACUACCUUGUCUAGUAGAGUACAGAGAUACCUGAAAUAAAUAGUUCAUGUA